CCUAAGGAAUAUAUUUUUUGACACCUCAAAGAUCGAGCUUGGAUCUUGCAUGCCAGACAGCUGUACCGAGGAGGAGAUUUCUAGACUUGUUGGUGCCGGUUUGCACGUGCUGAAUGUCACUGACACCCUGUCAGCUGGGGUCACGGAGUGUCGGACAGACGAGAGGGAGGUCACGGCAGCCACAGUCACCGCCAUCGUCCUGCUGUCCGUGAUUGCCAUCACUGCCAUAUGCGGGACGCUCUACGACCUGGUUCACUUCCAAUACCCGGCCUGGAAACUUAACAGGGCCAACAUCCGGUUGCAAGAGGUACGUGACCGGCGGUCCCACGUGACCCAGGAACUGCAAAGGACGGAUAACUCCCCGCGGCGUGAGGCGUCCCGGAAGAGGCCGGCGCUGGACUACGACAGCUACGACGCCUUGGAGACGGAUUCUUCGGACGAGGAGACGGUGACCUUGGUGGAUCAGGCAUCCAAGAAACUGCCGGAGCCCUCUCAAGCGGCAUGGCAGAAGGUUCUGAUAGCUUUCUCUUUUUACACCAACGGUUCUAAACUUCUCAACACGACUCAGCCCCCGGGGUCACUGACCGCUGUCCACGGCAUCCGGUUCCUGAGUAUGUCCUGGGUCAUGCUGGGUCAUAUGUACACGUACGGUGUGGAGACAUUUGCCAACACACUGACGAAAUUCUCAGCUUUAUUGAGUACCUGGACAGCUGACGUCAUAGCCAACAGUUUCGUGUCUGUGGAUACCUUCUUCACGCUCAGUGGCAUCCUAGUCUCGUACCUGGUUGUGAAAGAUUACCUGGCUACCGGCAAGAAAGUCAACUGGGCAUGUUUUUACUUCCAUCGUCUUUGGCGGUUGACCCCGCCCUACAUGAUGAUUCUGGUGACGGUCCUCGGCUUGCAGAGGUUCAUGGGGUCCGGCGCCCUCUGGCGGACCCUCCAGCCCCCAGAUAAGGACAAGUGUGAGACCCAUUGGUGGUUGAAUCUUCUGUACGUCAACAAUUUGGUGAGGUCACGUGAAGAGUGUUUUGGCCAUUCCUGGUACCUGGCCAACGACAUGCAGUUCUACCUCAUCACGCCUGCUAUGCUACUUCCGCUUUUGAUAAACAGGUCUGUCGGUGUGGUGGUUUGUGUAACUCUACUCUUCGCCCACUGGACAGCUACGGCCACCUUGUCUGUGGUCAACGAAUGGCCCCCAGUGAUGCUGGGACUUGAUGUCCAUAUUCUGGAAACCUCGGCCCACUGGAUGGAACACUAUUACAUCGUACCGUGGUGUAGGAUAGGACCCUACAUCAUUGGAAUUUUUACUGGCUACGUUUUGGCCGUCUACGAGGGGAAGCUACACAUGAAUAAAAUGACGGUCCUGACGGGUUGGGUCUCAACUGUAGGGGCGGGGCUCGCAAUUGUGUACGGUCUACGUGGCGACAUCGGCGGGGAGGACCCGAGCGUCGUGGGGGUGGCAGCCCUGUAUAACGCCGUGGCCCGGUCGGCCUGGGGAGUCUGUGUGGCCUGGGUGGUGGUCGCCUGCUCCUCGGGUCAUGGAGGACCCGUGGACGCCAUCUUGUCUUGGCCGCCAUUGAUUCCACUGAGUCGCCUGACCUAUAUGGCCUACCUGGUCCACCCGUGUCUCAUGCGGGUGUACUACGGUAACCAGGACACGCCCUACCUGCUCAACGAUACAAACCUUGUGAUCUCCUACCUAGGUGUGUUGGUCUUCACCUACCUUCUCUCCUUCGUCCUGAACCUGGUUCUAGAAUCUCCGAUGAUUGGCUUGGAAAAAGCUUUCAUUCGUAGAUAGAGAAGUUUGUUGGAUUUUUUGUUUUACAUUUGUUGAGUUGUAUCCCUUGGCAUUGUUGUUGAAAAAUUAAAAAGGUCCAAAAAAAGCAAUAGAUGUAUUCUAUGUUGUUGUUAUGUAUUCUGUUUUUGAUGUGUUUAUCUGUUUCUGCAUGGGAUGU
Physella acuta is the source of this 1955-nucleotide messenger RNA. Its product is annotated as nose resistant to fluoxetine protein 6-like. The record is from RefSeq and is a predicted model, not a curated record. Gene Ontology annotation, molecular function: acyltransferase activity, transferring groups other than amino-acyl groups. NCBI's taxonomy places the organism in Eukaryota, Metazoa, Mollusca, Gastropoda, Physidae.